Hirsutella rhossiliensis is the source of this 900-nucleotide messenger RNA. Its product is annotated as ATP-dependent DNA helicase. The transcript is spliced from 4 exons. The record is from RefSeq and is a predicted model, not a curated record. The coding region runs from base 1 to 900 and encodes 299 amino acids. NCBI's taxonomy places the organism in Eukaryota, Fungi, Ascomycota, Sordariomycetes, Hypocreales, Ophiocordycipitaceae.
AUGCAGGGCGGGGAGUCGGUGUUCGGGCGCAUCAGCCACUACUACGGUGCCGUGGAGACCAACGAACGAGGCUCCCUUCACGUCCACGGGCUGCUCUGGUUACAUGGAAACGCGCACCUGAGCUCCAUGCUUUCCGACGCCCACGGGGAGGAACAAGCCGCGUACCGUAAGCGAAUCAUCCGCUAUGUCGAUAGCGUCUUCUGCGAGGACUUGGACCAGGAAGGCCUCUGCGCCGUGCAGGCGGAGCUUCUCGGCCGCAUUCAAGAAGCCAACUUCUGCGCCGGCGCGACGCAGAUCCACACCCAUAACCCGACAUGCGUCGAGUACUCCCUGGGCAACAAGGGGCGAAAGGGAGACCUCUGUCGCUUCAAGGCGCCUUGGAAGCUGGUCGAGAAAACAACGUUCUCACAGGACGGCGUGCUGCGGAUCCGUAGGUCUCAUCCCAUGGUGAAUCAGUGGAACGAGGCGAUUGCCGUGGGGCUCCGCCACAACUAUGACAUCUCCUUCAUAGCAACGCAGCGGAAGACCAUGGCUCUCGUAUAUUACGUGACGAAUUACGCGACCAAGGUAGAGGACCCGACAUGGAAGCGCGUCGCUGCGGCAGCGGAAUUGCUGCCCAUCGUCUCGGCAGGUGGCCAGCCGGCCGCUGGGGAGGAUGCCGGAAAUGGCGUCGUCGGCGACGACGGAACCGAAAAGAAGACGCGGCAGUUUCUGAUGAGAGCGGUGAACCGGGUGUUCACGGAGCGGGCUCUGUCGCAAGUCGAGGUCGUCGCCCAUCUCUUGGUAUACCCAAGCGAGUUCACGAGCGGCAGCAUCUGGGCGUACCUGAACGUUGAGAGCGCCACCAACAGAGUGACGGCGAGCGGCCUCGAAGAGGAAGAAGUUCCGCCAUGUCUGUGA